AUGGUCCUUAGAGAUCAUUCAUGUGCUGUUCAUUCUCUAAUCUCACUCCACCUUGCUUUUCUUGCAGCUCCAGUGCCUCAUGUUGAAGCAGAAAGGAAAGUCACCUUGGAGAAGGUGCUGGCGAUCUUCUGUGUUCUCCUACUGGCCGCCCUCAUAUCCCUUUCUGUUUAUUAUUUCAUAACAUUAAAUCACAAGGAGCAAGACUUGGAAGAGUUAAGAAAUGCAAAUGAGAAACUUGAUGAAGAGUCCAAAGAGUUCAGUAAUGUGAAGGACUUCUACUGUGAUGUUACAAACACAACUCACGAAAACACUUGCCCUGUAUGUAAACCGGGCUGGGUCCCCUUCAGGUCCAAGUGUUACUUCUUCUCAAGUUAUGCACUGACCUGGAACAAGAGCCGUGAUAAAUGCAUAAGAAGGGGUGGACGACUAGUGAAUAUCGAAAGUUUAGAGGAGCAGAAAUUUUUAUCAAAUCUAUAUGAGGUCAUCGAAAGUGAAGUGAUGUUUUAUUGGAUUGGCGGAUAUGACAUCAGUAAAGAGAAAACAAAUACCAGGAUGGACGUUGGAUGUGUAAACACCCAGAGAGGUCUAGUGAUACAGCAGAGAGAGAACAUCGUGACGAGAGCUCCCUGUGCUGUUCCUUUUAGCUGGAUCUGUGAGUCCCCUGCAUUUCUACUUCGUACUUAAACUGCUAUCAAGAGUUCCUGCCACCUGUCAGAGUUGCUGUCUUCAGGAAUCGUAAGGAUCACUUCAUCAGUAAAUCACAGAGCUGCUAGUCUGAGGAGAGUCCAGAAGGUCACCUCACUUUGCUAUGCAGGUGACAGAGGUAGUGAGUGACAAUAUACUCGACAUACAGGACUGUCAGGAAAUGAAGCUGCCAUCUUAUUGUAAUCUCAGUGAUGAUCUGUGGAUUCUUCCCAUUUCUGACUGAAUAGACCCCGGACCCUGAACUGCACAUGGUGGUUAUAGAUAGCAGAUGAAACGAUAAAGCUUCAUUUACAUAUGAGAAGAAAAUGCACAGUUCCUGAUUAAAAAAAAAAAAGAAAACAAUUUUAUAUUUGUUUAAUAAGCAACACAUGCAAGUUCUUUCAGCAUUUAGGGAAAUGAGGAUUCAUUACCAACCUGUGUUUUGUUUUAAGUGAUGUGAAAAAUUAUUUACCCCCUUCCUAGUAUUUUCUGUUUUUGCAUAUUUUACACAACUCAUGGCCUUCGACCUUCACAAAAAUACAAUAUUAGAAAAAGGAAACCCAAGGUAUAAAGUUCUUAUUAUUGAAUGCUGUGUUACUUUAUAGUAGACCUAGUUGGACCUGCGCCAUCCACAAAGUUCUUGUCUGUCGUUAUUACAAGAUACGUGAAGAUGAUCCAGGUCACUCUGUGCAAUUGUGAGAUGAGCACCAAAGCUGGUCUUGGAUAGUAAAGUUUGUCUUUCUGCUUUCCCAUGAGUCCUGCUUUAACUCUUCACCAUUCAUAA
Molecule: messenger RNA, 1468 nt
Organism: Erpetoichthys calabaricus (reedfish)
Lineage: Eukaryota; Metazoa; Chordata; Cladistia; Polypteriformes; Polypteridae
Product: CD209 antigen-like protein E
Exons: 6
Coding region: 1-684 (227 amino acids)
Source: RefSeq, a predicted model, not a curated record